UGGCCAACCUCAAUGUUCAGUGGAGAUCAAACUUGCAAUGACAAUCUCGUCAAUAACCACCUCCAGGCACGUGGCGGUUAUCGGAGCAGGUGCUGGUGGCCUUGUGGCUGCUCGCGAGCUAGGUCGUGAGGGUCACAAGGUCGUUGUCUUUGAGAAAGGUGAUCAAAUUGGGGGGACCUGGGUGUACAAUCCUCGAGUGGAAACUGACCUUCUGGGCGUUGACCCGAACCGUCCCAUCGUCCACUCCAGCCUCUACAGCUCCCUUCGUACUAAUCUCCCUAGAGAGUCGAUGGGUUAUCAGGAUUAUCCGUUUGUGAGCCGAGAAGGCAAAGACAGAGAUCCGAGGAGGUACCCCGGUCACAAGGAGGUGUUGAUGUAUCUGAAGGAUUUUGCGGGUGAAUUCAAGAUUGAAGAGAUGGUGAGGUUUGAGACUGAAGUGGUGAAUGUGAAAUUAGAGGAGAAUGGUAGACAGUGGAGGGUGAAGUCCAAAAAGAGGGGCGAUGUUAACGAUGAGACUUUCGAUGCUGUCGUUGUCUGCAAUGGACACUACACGCAGCCUCGGAUUGCAGAAAUUCCCGGCAUAAAGUCAUGGCCAGGAAAGCAAAUUCACAGCCACAACUAUCGUAUUCCUGAGCCCUUUCAGGAUCAAGUUGUAAUUUUAAUAGGUAGUGCCGCAAGUGCUGUUGAUAUAUCCAGGGAGAUAGCCGGGGUUGCUAAAGAGGUCCACAUUGCAUCUAGAUCAGCUGCUGACAAAACGUGUGAAAGGGUCCCCGGAUAUGAUAAUAUGUGGCUUCAUUCCAUGAUGGAAAGCACCCAUGAAGAUGGUACCGUGGUUUUCCAGGAUGGGAAUGUCAUCUCUGCUGAUAUUAUUCUAUAUUGCACUGGGUACAAGCAUGACUUCCUAUUUCUUGAAACCAAUGGAAUCGUGACAGUGGAUGACAGUCGUGUGGGACCUUUGUACAAGCAUAUUUUUCCUCCACUCUUGGCCCCAUGGCUUUGCUUCAUCGGAUUACCAUGGAAGGUUAUUCCAUUCAUAUUGUUCGAAUUUCAAUGCAAGUGGAUUGCUGGUGUUUUGUCUGGUCGAAUUAAGCUUCCAUCCCAAGAAGAGAUGAUGGAAGAGAUUAAAGCCUUCUACUCUGAACUUGAAGCUUCUGAUGUGCCAAAGCGAUACACUCAUAACAUGGCAGAUUCUCAGUAUGAGUACGUCAACUGGCUUGCUUCUCAAUGCGGUUGUUCAGGCUUCGAAGAAUGGAGAAAACAAAUGUUCUGUGAAUCUUUGAAGCAGAGGAUCGCUCACCCAGAGACAUACCGCGACGAAUGGGAAGAUCAUGACUUGAUCUUGCAAGCCCAUCAGGACUUCCUCAAAUACACCUGAAUACUGCAACUCACAGUUGCAGUUCUUGAUUGAUGACCACAAAUAAACACAACCCAUUUGACCAUUCCUACAAACAAGGAAGGGUAUCAUAAAUUUCCUUUUGAUCUUCUCAAAACUCCAUAGGUAUUUACUCUUGUUCUUCUUGUAAGCUUGUUUACCAAUUCUUUCCUGAUAACAUGUAUUCUGGAUCUGCUUAUGCCUUCAAUUGAGGCUUUACCAAUUCAAGCCAAACAGAAAUGUGGAAGUGCAUUGUAGUGAAUAUUUAUGUGAGAUAAUCAUGGCAUGAUUGUGCAA
Molecule: messenger RNA, 1669 nt
Organism: Tripterygium wilfordii
Lineage: Eukaryota; Viridiplantae; Streptophyta; Magnoliopsida; Celastrales; Celastraceae
Product: flavin-containing monooxygenase FMO GS-OX-like 4
Exons: 8
Coding region: 38-1375 (445 amino acids)
Molecular function (GO): flavin adenine dinucleotide binding; NADP binding; N,N-dimethylaniline monooxygenase activity
Source: RefSeq, a predicted model, not a curated record